Messenger RNA from Salvelinus namaycush (lake trout), 1062 nucleotides. RefSeq names its product claudin-4-like. The record is from RefSeq and is a predicted model, not a curated record. The transcript has a single exon. Gene Ontology annotation, molecular function: structural molecule activity. NCBI's taxonomy places the organism in Eukaryota, Metazoa, Chordata, Actinopteri, Salmoniformes, Salmonidae. Gene Ontology annotation, biological process: bicellular tight junction assembly; cell adhesion. Gene Ontology annotation, cellular component: plasma membrane; bicellular tight junction. The coding region runs from base 1 to 1062 and encodes 353 amino acids.
AUGGAUAUCAUGGAUAUCGUGUUUAUCGUGGAAAUGGUGGAGAUCGUGGGCAUCGCCCUGGGAGUCAUAGGAUUAAUACUGACCAUUGUGAUCUGUGCUCUCCCCACCUGGAUAGUGACAACCUUCAUAGCAGAUAACUCAGCCAACACAGAGGUGGUCUGGUACGGCCUGUGGAUGAGCUGUGUGACCCAAGGCAGGGGAAAGACACAGUGUGAAGUGUACAACUACAUGGAGUAUUGGAAAUAUGAUCUGCAGCCUGCCAGAGCCAUGAUCCUCACUGCCAUCAUACUGGGGGUUCUGGGUGUCUUGUUCUUCAUGUUCGGAGCCAAGAGCACCAACUGCAUCAAAGACAAAACAUCUCAGGCCAAGUUGAUAAUUAUCGCUGGAAUACUUUUCAUCCUGGCUGGAUUUCUCAUCCUCAUCCCUGUUUCCUUGCUAGCCAGAUCAAUCAUCAGCGACUCCUCCACGCGGAUCAAAGGGAAGACUGAGCUGGGGAACUCGCUGUACAUCGGCUGGGUGGCGGCCUCCCUGCUCCUGAUUGGAGGGGUCACACUGUGCAUCACUGUGGGAGUCUUUGGAUGGAUGAUGGGAAUCUUCGGAUGGAUAGUCUCCCUAGUGCCCAGUGCUCUCUCUGUAUGGAUCCCAUUCAGGCAUUAUCCUGAGCCCCACUAUAGGGACAUUUGGAUGGUUCUGACGAUCACCUCCAUCUCCACCAUCCUGGGAGCUCUAGGAGUGAUGGGGUUCAUCUUUGGGACCAGGUGCUGUAACUGCAUCAAGAGUAACAGGAUCAGGGUCAAGGCCAGGUUCAUCGUUGGAACAUUUUUCAUCCUGACUGGUAUCCUGCAGUUCACCACUGUGUUUUUGGUUGACCAUUACUUAAGAACGGAUGUCCACCUGCAGCUCUACCCUUUCGUCCUGUUUACCCAACAUGACCUGGUUAUUUUAGCUGAAGUCUGUAGGUGGUCCACCUCCAUGCUCCUGAUAGGAGGGACCAUACUCUGCUGCUGCAUCUUCAAGAGGAACCAGCCAGACUCAACGACAACUACAUCAACCUCCCGCUAA